Thecamonas trahens ATCC 50062 is the source of this 1311-nucleotide messenger RNA. RefSeq lists its product as uncharacterized. The transcript is spliced from 2 exons. Lineage: Eukaryota; Apusomonadida; Apusomonadidae. The record is from RefSeq and is a predicted model, not a curated record. The coding region runs from base 1 to 1299 and encodes 432 amino acids.
AUGUUUGACCCAGGCGCAGAUAGGGUCGGCCUCGAGGGCUUUGUCACCUCGGACGGCGAGGUAGUGCCGGGCCGGCUGGCGGGCCGCUCGCCGGGCACCUUUAUAUGGCGGUUGUCGCGGCAGAACGGUGGGCUAGCGCUGUCGUAUCCCGAUGGCUCGGUCCGCAUCUGCAUCGACAAGGCCUCGCCGCGCGGCUUCUCGUCGAUUGAGGACAUUGUUGCUCUCUGGCCGCACGUCUACACUGUCUCGCUUCUGGAGCUUGAGGCUGCCGAACAGGCCGGGACCGCCGGCGCGGGCGCCUUGCUGUACACUGCGCAUGGCCUGGACGCGCCCGAGUCACCGGCACACUCGCAAACGCAAGCGUCCGCCACGGCGCCCGACGACGUUUCGCGGUACAAGAUGGUACGCCAGUCGGUCGAGUCGUCGUCAUGUUUCGAUGGAAGCGCUACUCGCGAAGAGAUCGAGGCUCGGCUCGCGCAUCAUGCCGCCGGGACGUAUGUUGUCCGCUACUCGUCAUCGGUCCCGGGCGACUACACCAUCUCGCUCGCCAACUCGAACGGCACCAUCACACACUCGCGGCUCUCGUGUCUGGCCUCGGGCUUUUUACUGUAUGACGGCCACCGAUACCAGUCGCUGGCCGAGUUCCUGUCAUCCAAGACGGAGGCCGGCGUGCUCUCGCAGUCCCUGAUGACGUUGGAGCGAACCGAGGCUUCUUUUGGUUCCGGGCUAACUGCUGCAGGCCUUCACACCACGCCCACCAGGAGCGUCUGUGAGCCAGUCUUACCGCAUGUUGCCUCGCCGAUCGCCUCGCCCGUUGCCUCUCUCCGUACCUCGUUUGCCUCUGCCAUCCUGCGCGCCUCGGACGAGUCGGACGGCGGAUCGCCAGCCGCGCCCGUUCCGUCCGGUCGCAUCACCCCACCGCACGUCGCGCCGACUCCGUCAUUUAUGGCGCCGCUGCCGAACCCCGCCUCACUUCCGCCGCUCACCGUCCCGCCUGCGUCCUUUGUCGAUGUGCGCCCUGACGGCCGCCCGCUCGGCUCGCCGUCAAUCGCACCGACCGCCCAAGCACCCGCGCCGUCGAUUCCCGCCCCUGCCAAAGCCGCGGCCAAGAUGCCUGCUCCAAUCGCUGCCGACGAGGAUGCCAACCUCUGCGUUGUCUGCAUGGACAACCGCAUCGACGUCAUCCUCCUCGAAUGCGGUCACGUCUGCGCCUGCAGCGAGUGUGCCGACUCGCUCGAUGAGUGCCCUAUGUGUCGGGCCAACAUUGUGCGCGCAGUCAAGAUGUUCUUUGCACACUAACUAAACCCUCCG